Molecule: messenger RNA, 1464 nt
Organism: Cuscuta campestris
Lineage: Eukaryota; Viridiplantae; Streptophyta; Magnoliopsida; Solanales; Convolvulaceae
Source: the annotation of a GenBank genome assembly
CAUAUUUUGCCUGCACAGAAUCCGAAUACCAAAACAGGAGAAACGUUCAACGAACACCACAGCAAAAUCUUUAUUUUCAUUCUCCACCGGAGCUUUUUUCUAUGCUAGCCGGUGCAUAAAAUAUCUGGGUCAGCGGCCAAGUCAAAAUCCACUAGUGAGCUUCAUUUUCCCCCCCCUAAAAGCAGAAUCUUGAUGAAAAAUUGAUCCUUGCAAUGCACACGAGUUCUAUUGAAGGUUAGAUGUUGAUUGGUAGAGGAAGAAGUUGAGCUGAAUCAAAUGGGUUGUCUUUGCUGUUUCGAUUCGCUUGCAGGAGGAGGGUCAUCCUUACGCUGCGGCAAUGGAAGAAGCCAUCAAUGGCGUUUUAAGUAUGGAUUCAGCCUAGUCAAAGGGAAAGCAAAUCAUCCGAUGGAGGAUUACCAUGUUGCCAAGUUUGUUCAUGAUUGUGGAAAGGAACUCGGACUUUUUGCAAUUUAUGAUGGGCAUUUAGGACACAAUGUACCUGCAUAUCUGCAAAAGCAUUUGUUUUCCAAUAUCUUGAAUGAGGAUGACUUCUGGACCGAUACACAGAGAGCAAUCUUUAAAGCAUAUGAGAAAACGGAUCAGGCUAUUCUGGACGAUCCUAAUCUUGGAAGAGGUGGGUCCACUGCAGUCACUGCCAUUAUAAAGGACAUGAGGUUGUGGGUAGCUAACCUUGGGGAUUCAAGAGCAGUCCUUUCACAACGAGGAGAGGCCAUACAAUUGUCAGUUGAUCAUGAACCUGAAAUUGAGCGUGGCAGCAUAGAAGAUAGAGGUGGUUUUGUCUCAAACAUGCCAGGAGACGUUGCGAGAGUAAAUGGACAACUUGCUGUUUCACGUGCAUUUGGAGACAAAAACUUGAAGUCUCACUUGCGGUCUGACCCAGACGUUGUCAACCUUGUGAUCAGGGAUGAUUGGGAUCUCCUCAUCCUGGCAAGUGAUGGCCUCUGGAAGGUGGUGAGUAAUCAAGAGGCUGUUGAUAUUGCAAUGAAGACCAAGAACCCAAAGAAGGCAGCAAAACUAUUGGCCAAUGAAGCAUUGGAAAGAGACAGCAAAGAUGAUUUCUCCUGCAUCGUCGUCCGGUUCAAGGAGUAGGUCAUAGAUCAACAUCCCCUCCUUUGUGCAGUAUAUAUAUAAAUAUUCAUGUACACGUAAUAAUGUAACGGGCAUUUACAGAAAAGAGGCAUGCGAUUUCGGAGAAUCGACAAUGUGUGAUCGGUAGUAGUGUUGUAGUAUAAUAAUAUUGUGGGUGUGGUGAAUAGGUAUUGAUUUCUUCAUUGUGUAGAUCCUUCACAUGAUAGUAUUUAUGUUUGGUGAAAGGGAUGAUGACAAGCUUUUUCUUGGGUUUUUUUCCCUAUGUUUGUUUUGAAAUCCCUCCAUGUCUGUACCAUAAUGAUUUGGGAAGAUAUCAUAUAUGGAUUAUUUUAGUAAUGAAAAUUAGACUAGUUU